ACAGUAGGAGGAGCCAUGCGUACAUAUAUAAGAGGUACAGUCAGAACAUCACAGGACAUUACAGCCAGCAGCAAAACAAUCCACACCAGAGGAGACCCAGACAGCAAGAUGGUUCCAGUGUUGAUGUUACUCAUGGCAGCUCUUGUAGCUGCAGAUGAACCGAUGAUGGAUCUCUCAGGCCCAUUAGAGUCUGAUAGUCCCUCUGUUUCUGUGGUUUUCUGUGAUGCUGGGAUUACAUGCCCUUCCGGAACGACAUGCUGUCGGAGUCCUUUUGGUGUGUGGUACUGUUGCCCAUUCUUAAUGGGUCAGUGCUGCAGAGAUGGACGUCAUUGCUGUCGUCAUGGUUAUCACUGCGAUUCGACAUCAACCCUUUGUUUGAGGGGGUGGUUGAGACUGCCAUCUUCUGCUGAGCCGGCCACCAAAGCUAUCCAGAAAACUCAGUCUGUGCCCUUUGACCAGGCUCUUAAAUGGCAGAGCCAGACUGAGACAGUUCAUUGUGAUGGAAAUCUCUACUGCUCAACUGAGCAGUUCUGUUGCAAGACAGCAGCAGGCCAGUGGGGGUGCUGCAGCGAGAUGGUGUAAGUGAACAACCCCCGUGACUUGGGUGCAGCUCUUGUUAAAGACUUACAAAGUGCAAGAGGCUUUUGUCACAUUUUCACUCCACAUGUGCUUUUGUUUUCAGUCAGCACCAUUUUCCCUUUGUUAGUUUGUUGUUAUGGACACUCAUUAGUGUCAGCUGUCUACUAUCAGUCAUUUCAUUAUCACCCCAUUUGCUCAUGUAUUUAAAUUUCACUGUUUCACUUCUUGGUUGUCAGGUCUUGUCUCUACUUGUUACCCUUCUACGUUGCAUUUAGCCUGUUUGGAUUAUUAAAAACUGCCUGAAUCAUCAUGUGUGUUUAUUCUAACCAAGUGUGACAACUUUCAGAUGUCAAUUACUGUUGAGGGAAAGGAUUUAUAUACAUUCAAGCUGAAUUAAUGCAAAAUAAAACUUUAAAGAACUGCA
Messenger RNA from Cyprinus carpio (common carp), 1003 nucleotides. Its product is annotated as progranulin-like. Gene Ontology annotation, cellular component: extracellular region. NCBI's taxonomy places the organism in Eukaryota, Metazoa, Chordata, Actinopteri, Cypriniformes, Cyprinidae. The record is from RefSeq and is a predicted model, not a curated record. The transcript is spliced from 5 exons. Bases 16 to 582 code for a protein of 188 amino acids.